GCCAGAUGCCACUUGGCAAGGAUCUCUCCGUUGUUGUGUCUGCUUGGAAAAGUUUCUUUUUGGGAAUUUGGCAGGCUGGGUAGUUCUCAGCCAUAUAGUUCAAAAAGUUACUGAUUCUCCAAGCUCUGACUGGGAAGCAUUAUUAAUUGGUGAUUCCCUAUUUGAAUGCAGCAGUCUAAAGACAAAUGAAACAACACUUCUAGAGGAAAGACAGAGAGACAGAGUCUGACUGGGAAAACUCUAAGCUGCUCUCCUGGCCCUAUUGAAGCCUUUCGUGUCUCACUUCCCCAUCUGGCUUGCUUAGCUUGGCGACAGGUUUGGAGAGAGCGACACAAUGGCUGGCGAAUACAAGCUCUUGCUUGAAAGUGCCAAAGAGCUAGUGCUGGUCUGCACCCAAGGUGAGAAAUACCUCCUGGAGGCUGGUAUGCAACAUCUGGAGAUCCUGGAAAAUGCCAGUGUGGUGAUUGGCAAAGAUGGCUGUAUAAAGGCAGCUGGUGAUGCAAAGACCAUUCGCAAGCAAUUUUCAGGAGCAUCUUUUGAAAAAACAAUUGACUGUUCAGGAAAGUGCAUUUUACCAGGUCUGGUCGAUGCACACACACACCCUGUAUGGGCUGGUGACAGGGUUCAUGAGUUUUCGAUGAAGUUGGCAGGAGCUUCCUAUAUGGAUAUUCAUCAAGUUGGAGGGGGAAUACAUUUCACCGUGAAGCAUACUCAGGAAGCCCCCGAAGAUGAGCUCUUCCAGAGUUUCAAACAGCGACUGCUGCGGAUGAUGAGAGCUGGCACUACUUUGGUCGAAUGCAAAAGUGGAUAUGGCCUAAUCCUUGAGACUGAGAUCAAGAUGCUUCGAGUGAUUGAGCGAGCCAGGAGGGAACUGGACAUUGGUAUUUCGUCCACUUACUGUGGUGCCCACUCAGUUCCCAAGGGUAAAACUGCCACUGAAGUGGCUGAUGACAUUAUCAACUUCCACCUCCCUAAACUGAAGGAGCUUGAACUUAAUGGAGGAAUACAUGUUGACAAUAUCGAUGUUUUCUGCGAAAAGGGUGUCUUUGAUCUGAAUUCCACUAGAAAAAUUCUGCAGGCUGGGAAAGAUAUGGGAUUACAGAUUAACUUCCAUGGAGAUGAAUUGCAUCCAAUGAAGAGCGCUGAGCUUGGAGCUGAACUGGGAGCUCAAGCUGUAAGCCACUUAGAAGAAAUCAGCAAUGAAGGUAUUACUGCAAUGGCCAGGGCAAAAUGUGCAGCUGUCCUGUUACCAACCACUGCCUAUAUUCUGAGAUUAAAACAACCUCAAGCUAGAAAAAUGUUAGAAGAAGGAGUGAUUGUUGCUCUUGGCAGUGAUUUUAACCCCAAUGCUUAUUGUUGUUCCAUGCCCAUGGUGAUGCAUUUGGCCUGUGUAAACAUGAAGAUGUCAAUGAAAGAAGCUUUAGCAGCUGCCACUAUCAAUGCAGCUUAUGCUCUUGGAAAAUCACACUCGCAUGGCUCCAUAGAAAUUGGCAAACAAGGAGAUCUCCUCAUCAUAAACUCACCCAAAUGGGAACAUUUGAUCUACCAGUUUGGUGGCCAUCAAGAGGUGGUUGAAUAUGUCAUUGUAAAAGGAAAUGUUGUCUAUAAAAAUGACAGCAUUUUGGACUUCUAAAUACUUCUCGCAAUAUCCAGUACAACAGUUGCCAGAAGCUCUAAUGGACACAUAGGCAAAUUACCCUGAAUCUCAUGUCUAUAUGAAAGCUGUAUGCAAUAUAUGUGCUUGCUAUAAAGUUCUAGACCAGUGGUUCUCAAGCUUCCUAAUACAGUUCCUCAUGUUGUGGUGACCCCCAACAUAACAUUAUUUUUGUUGCUACUUGAUAACUGUAAUUUUGCUACUGCUAUGAAUCAUAAUGUAAAUAUCGGAUACACAGGAUGCAUUUUCAUUCACUGGACCAAAUUUGGCACAAAUCCCCAAUGUGCCUAAAUUUGAAUACUGGUGGGAUUGGGAGGGGGGAACUGAUUUUUUUCACUUGGGAAUUGUAGGUGCUGGGAUUUAUUGUUCACCUACAAAGAGCAUUCUGAAAUCCACCAGUGAUGGAAUUGAACCAAAUUUAGCACACAGAUCUCCCAUAACCAACAGAAAAUACUGGAAGGACUUGGUGGCAUUGACCUUGUGUUUUGGAGUUGUAGUUCACCUACAUCCAGAGAGCACUGUGGACUCAAACAAUGAUAGAUCUGGACCAAACUUGGCACGAAUACUCAAUAUGCCCAAAUGUGAACAUUGGGGGAAAGACCUUGACCUUUGGGAGUUGUAGUUGCUGGGAUUUAUAGUCAAUCUACAAUCAAAGAGCAUUCUGAAUACCAACUAUAGAAUUAGACCAAACUUCCUACACAAACCUACAUCCAGAGAGCACUGUGGACUCAAACAAUGAUAGAUCUGGACCAAACUUGGCACAAAUACUCAAUAUGCCCAAAUGUGAACAUGGGCGGAGUUUGGGGAAAAUAGACCUUGACAUUUGGGACUUGUAGUUGCUGGGAUUUAUAGUUCACCUACAAUCAAAGAGCAUUCUGAACCCCACCAACAGUAGAAUUGGGCCAAAGUUCUCACACAGAACCCCUGUGACCAAUAGAAAAAACUGUUUUCUGAUAGUCUUCGGCAACCCCUCUGACACCUCCUUGCGACCCCACCCCCAGGGGUUCUUAUCCCCAGGUUGAGUAAUUCUGUUCUAGGCUUUUCCUGACUUUGAGCUUGCUUUUUCUUGUACAUAUUCUUGCAUGUGAAAUGCUUUUAAUAAUCUUCCUGACACUUUCGGGGAAAGCUGUGAAAUCAACAUUUAUAUGUAUGUUUCAAAUUAUGCUAUAAGUGGCUUUGAAUCCUAUUCAGGAGAAAAGCAGGGGAAUAAAUAAAUAAAUAAAUAAAUAA
Molecule: messenger RNA, 2884 nt
Organism: Anolis sagrei ordinatus
Lineage: Eukaryota; Metazoa; Chordata; Lepidosauria; Squamata; Anolidae
Gene: AMDHD1
Product: amidohydrolase domain containing 1
Cellular component (GO): cytoplasm
Molecular function (GO): imidazolonepropionase activity
Source: RefSeq, a predicted model, not a curated record